AUACUUUGGAAAUAAAAGCAACAGGAGAUGCAACUUUGAAGGCAACAGAGGUUUGGGGUGCUCUAAGAGGAUUGGAAACAUUUAGCCAGCUGAUCCAUGAAGACAGUCUUGGAUCUUUUGUGAUAAAUGUAACCAGUAUAACAGAUGCCCCAAGGUUUCAACAUAGAGGACUUCUUCUUGAUACAUCAAGACAUUAUCUCUCCGUCAAUAUUCUGAAGACAAACUUGGAUAUCAUGUCACAGAACAAGUUUAAUGUGUUCCACUGGCAUAUUGUUGAUGACCAGGCAUUUCCAUAUGAGAGUUAUACCUUCCCAGAAAUGAGUGUUUUGGGCGCAUACAAUGCUUUCAGAGAAGUAUACACACAGCAAGAUGUUAAAGGAAUCAUAGAGUAUGCCAGACUUCGAGGUAUUAGAGUGAUCCCAGAGUUUGAUACACCAGGUAAAACAAAUUUACUGACAAGAUGUUAGAGUGGCAACCUUCUGGGAGCUGUUGGCCCCUAUGAUCCUACCCUAAAUUCUACAUAUACCUUAUUAUACAGAUCAUAUCUUCCAAGAGAUAGCCCUGUUUUCCCUGAUCAAUAUGUACAUCUAGGGGGAGAUGAAGUCUCUUUUACAUGUUGGGAGAGUAACCCAGAUAUUCAGACAUUUAUGGCCAAUAUGGGAUAUGGUAAGGAUUAUUCCAAGCUUGAGGAAUACUACAUGCAGAAAUUGCUCAACAUUGUGAAUGGAUUGAAGAAAUCCUACAUCAUCUGGCAAGAGGUUAUUGACAAUGGAGCAAAGGUAGCUCCAGAUACUGUAAUUGAAGUGUGGAAGGGAGGUUAUCAGAAGGAAAUGAGUAAAGUUACUGCCCUUGGUUAUAAAACAAUUUUAUCUUCACCAUGGUAUGUCAACUAUAUAUCUUAUGGCAGUGAUUGGACAAAGUACUAUACUGCAGAACCACUUGAUUUUAAUGGUACUCAAACACAGAAAGAUUUAGUGAUGGGAGGGGAAGCAUGUAUAUGGGGAGAGUUUGUAGACGAUACCAAUCUACUACCAAGACUUUGGCCUCGAGCAUCUGCCGUUGCUGAAAGGCUAUGGAGUCCCGCAAGCUUUAAUGACACUAAUCUAGCCACACCUAGGAUUGAUGAACAUAGAUGUAGACUUGUGAGACGAGGUUACCCAGCUGAGCCAUUAAAUGGUCCAAGCUACUGUCAUCAUGAAUAUGUUCUUCAUUAAUAGUGAAACUAUAUCAUACUACAUGAAUCAUUCCAUCUACAUGUUGAUAAUCAGAUGUCAGUUUGCACAAGAUUCUGCCACUAGUCUUACUUACAUUGCUUUUGGGGUUUUUUUCCUAAUUUUUUAUAACACAUGUACAAUUAAACCACCAGUUGGUGUAUUUUGUUUUAUGUGAUAAAAGGCUUUAAUUUUUGUGACUUUUAAUAGCAUACUAAAAUAUUUGCAUUGAUGAAAACUGAAACUAUAUAUGACAUUCACUUGCAUUGAAAUAACUGGUAUAGAAAAACCACAGUAUUGUGUCUGCUCUUCCUCAUCUGAUGAACUUUUAUUAUCUUCCAUUCAUUACAGUAUAACCUCAGCAUGGCUACACCCUUUGGGGGGACAAUGAUAUUGUUUGUUGCUGUGAUUUGUUGCCCUUGGAAGGUUAAAUUUAUUGGACAGUCCUUAUUUGAAAAAGUGAUAAAUUGCUCUGCAUAUGGCCAUUUUGUAGAACUUGCACUGUAUUAUUUAUAUUAUUGUGAAGAAAAUCAUGUAUUUAUUUAUAAAAAAUAAUAUUUAAAUGUCUGGAGAUGAAUGGAUUUUGUAUACUUUUUCUUAUCAUUUUGUUACAAUAAAUAUUUUUCUCGAGAAAACUUA
This is a messenger RNA of Ruditapes philippinarum (Manila clam), 1850 nucleotides long. RefSeq names its product beta-hexosaminidase subunit beta-like. Gene Ontology annotation, molecular function: beta-N-acetylhexosaminidase activity. Lineage: Eukaryota; Metazoa; Mollusca; Bivalvia; Venerida; Veneridae. The record is from RefSeq and is a predicted model, not a curated record. Gene Ontology annotation, biological process: carbohydrate metabolic process; glycosaminoglycan metabolic process; ganglioside catabolic process. Gene Ontology annotation, cellular component: membrane.